AUGAAUGGAUCCGACAUUAAGAAGGCUGCAAUCCAAAAGGCAAAGCAAGUCGCUCAGUCCGCAACCAGCGCUGCCAACGGCACCAACGGCAAGAAGCGCAGAAAGCAAGAACUGAAACCUAUCGUCACCACCGAGCAGCAAGAAGCCAGCGCUUCAGGCUCAACCGCUUCCCCCAUGACCAGCCAAAAAUCCACAGCGAAUACCCGUGACGUAAGUCCAUCGGGCUCAGAUUCAUCUUCGCUCUCCGGCGACGAGCAAACGGAAAACACAGCAGAUGAGGAAGACUCUGAGGACUACUGCAAGGGCGGCUACCACCCUGUCCAGGUCGGCGAGGAAUACAACAAUGGAAAAUACACCGUCGUGCGCAAGCUGGGCUGGGGCCACUUCUCGACCGUCUGGCUCUCGCGCGACAAUGACACUGGCAAACACGUCGCUCUCAAGGUCGUGCGCUCUGCCGCCCACUACACCGAGACAGCUCUCGAUGAGAUCAAGUUGCUCAACAAGGUUGUCCAGGCCAACAUGGAUCACCCUGGCAGAAAGCAUGUAGUCAGUCUACUCGAUUCCUUCAAUCACAAGGGCCCUCACGGUAUGCACGUUUGCAUGGUCUUUGAGGUCCUCGGCGAGAAUCUUCUGGGCCUGAUCAAGCGCUGGAACCACAGAGGUAUUCCCAUGCCUCUUGUCAAACAGAUCACCAAGCAGGUCUUACUAGGCCUCGACUACCUCCACCGUGAAUGCGGUAUCAUCCACACCGAUCUCAAGCCCGAGAACGUCCUAAUCGAGAUUGGCGAUGUUGAACAAAUUGUUAAGACCUAUGUUCAAGACGAUCCCAAUAAGGCAAAAGACGAACACCGCAACGGAAGAAGGAGGAGAAGAACUCUCAUCACUGGCAGUCAACCUCUACCCAGCCCUCUCAAUGCCAGUUUCAGCCAGACCGAUCUGUCAAGCCUCAACAAGCUCAUGGCAGAGCAAGGUAAACCUACCCCGAUUACCGGUCCAAGCCCCAGUCCGAGUCAAGAUGUUGAAAUGAGUGGUGCUGCAGGCGCAACUUCACCCACAAAAUCCAUGAAGGAAUCUCUCGGCAUUUCAAGCGAGGCAGCGCAAAAGGAACGCGAAAAGACUGCCGACAUCCUCGCCAAUAACGUUUCAGGCAUCGACCUUGGAAAGUCCUCUUCAGCCACACCAUCAAGCAAGGCAACAGAAGAGAUCUCAUUCGACACAAUUUCCGUCAAGAUCGCCGAUCUGGGUAACGCAUGUUGGGUUGGGCAUCACUUCACAAACGACAUUCAAACACGACAGUACAGAUCACCAGAGGUUAUCCUUGGAUCUAAGUGGGGUGCCAGUACUGAUGUUUGGAGCAUGGCUUGCAUGGUCUUUGAACUCAUCACUGGUGACUAUCUCUUCGACCCUCAGUCUGGCACCAAGUAUGGAAAGGACGACGAUCAUAUUGCCCAGGUAAUCGAACUACUCGGAACCUUCCCCAAGUCAUUGUGCGUUUCAGGAAAAUGGUCGCAAGAGAUCUUCAACCGUAAGGGUGAAUUACGCAAUAUCCACCGACUACGCCAUUGGGCCUUGCCAGACGUGUUGAGAGAGAAGUACCAUUUCAGCAUCGAGGAAAGCAAGCGUAUCGCCGAGUUCCUCUUACCCAUGCUCGAGCUCCAGCCCGCCGACCGCGCCAACGCUGGAGGCAUGGCUGGCCAUGGCUUCCUGGAUGGCACAAAUGGAAUGGACGGCGUCAAGCUGGAUAUCGCGCCCGGUACCAAGGGCGAGGGCAUCGAUGGAUGGGCCACAGAGAUCAAGAAGCAACGGUAG
Molecule: messenger RNA, 1809 nt
Organism: Aureobasidium subglaciale EXF-2481
Lineage: Eukaryota; Fungi; Ascomycota; Dothideomycetes; Dothideales; Saccotheciaceae
Exons: 4
Coding region: 1-1809 (602 amino acids)
Biological process (GO): protein phosphorylation; spliceosomal complex assembly; regulation of mRNA processing
Molecular function (GO): protein kinase activity; ATP binding
Source: RefSeq, a predicted model, not a curated record